AAAGUGCCGUCAACAAUCCUUUCACGCCCGCACAAGCGCGCGCCUUUUGUUUGUCAGUAAAGGCGUCGGGAACGGGCGGGGCGGAAAAGGAAGCGCACAAAGUCCGAGAAAGGUGUGUUUGCAUGCCCGCCGAUGACGAGCCGAUAGCGCUACCGCGCUGCGCCGAUACGGUCCAUCCAACGCCGAUAGCAUCCGAGACCGCCCUAUCGGGGAGGCACGUUGUUCAACCCAACAAGUGGCGAAGCAGACGGCUGCGUGUCCCCCCUCCAUCCCCAGACAGCGACUUGCUACAAAGCAGAGCGUCUUAAAAGAAUAGGCGCUAUUGUGUGUUCGAGCAUGGACGGUACGGACGCCGUCACAGCGGUCGUCUACGUCACAGCGUCGUUGGCGACCGUCUGGUGCGUGUCGGAGGCCUACCUGCGAUACGUGUGCUCCAAGCGCGUCGUCGAAGGAAUGUUACCCUCCAACGUGCCUCACUCGGUGCAGACCAGCUCUUACGGAACCUUGACCGACGCCUGCCAGGAGAUGACUCCGUCGUACCGCGAUGACCGGGCCACGAGCGCCGAUGGAUCGCCGGAAGUCGUGCUGAUCAUAGAAGACUCGAAACCCCCACCGUACGACCAGUGCCUCAUGCAAGAGUCCGAACCGCCGCCUUACGUGGAAUCCCUGCCGGGAGAGUGAACGGCGAGACAUGAGCGCGGAGCACACUUGAUCGCUGAUUUGCCUAAUAUGAGGCAUUAUCCGAGCAUGCCACUGUGACGCGGACGAACGUCCGGAGUUGAGGCUAGACUUCGCGAAGCCAGAAAUGACGUAACAGUGUCGUCACUUCCCCUCUCUUGCUUGCGCGCGCGCCUUGUAAGCGAAGCGGCGUCACCGUAUGACUGUCCUGUUCCAAACCCACGCCAUCGCAGUUCUCGCGCCAACGCGGAGCGUGCGUCGGAUCGUAAGUGCAAACUGUCACUGUGGCACUAUUUUGCAUAUAGGCCCAGCUACAACCGCUCAAGUGCGUGCUAUUUUUUUUAAAGCGUUUUAAUUCUUGACAUCGAAGCCCACAGCCAUGACGCCGUGCUGCUGAAAUAAUAAAAGCUGUGAACGAAUUAUAA
Messenger RNA from Dermacentor albipictus, 1103 nucleotides. RefSeq lists its product as uncharacterized. NCBI's taxonomy places the organism in Eukaryota, Metazoa, Arthropoda, Arachnida, Ixodida, Ixodidae. The record is from RefSeq and is a predicted model, not a curated record.